Messenger RNA from Pecten maximus, 705 nucleotides. Its product is annotated as serine/arginine-rich splicing factor SR45-like. Lineage: Eukaryota; Metazoa; Mollusca; Bivalvia; Pectinida; Pectinidae. The record is from RefSeq and is a predicted model, not a curated record. The transcript has 2 exons. The coding region runs from base 1 to 705 and encodes 234 amino acids.
AUGAAAGGAGUAACACCGCUCAGGGAGAAAGGAAUAACACCGCUCAGGGAGAAAGGAAUAACACCGCUAAGGAUGAAAGGAGUAACACCGCUAAGGAUGAAAGGAGUAACACCGCUCAGGGAGAAAGGAAUAACACCGCUUAGGGAGAAAGGAAUUACACCGCUAAGGAUGAAAGGAAUAACACCGCUCAGGGAGAAAGGAGUAACACCGCUCAGGGAGAAAGGAAUAACACCGCUCAGGGAGAAAGGAGUAACACCGCUAAGGAUGAAAGGAAUAACACCGCUUAGGGAGAAAGGAAUAACACCGCUUAGGGUGAAAGGAGUAACACCGCUCAGGGAGAAAGGAGUAACACCGCUCAGGGAGAAAGGAAUAACACCGCUCAGGGAGAAAGGAGUAACACCGCUUAGGGAGAAAGGAGUAACACCGCUCAGGGAGAAAGGAGUAACACCGCUCAGGGAGAAAGGAAUAACACCGCUUAGGGAGAAAGGAAUAACACCGCUCAGGGAGAAAGGAAUAACACCGCUUAGGGAGAAAGGAGGUGAAAGGAAUAACACCGCUAAGGAUGAAAGGAGUAACACCGCUCAGGGAGAAAGGAGUAACACCGCUAAGGAUGAAAGGAAUAACACCGCUAAGGGUGAAAGGAAUAACACCGCUAAGGGUGAAAGGAGUAACACCGCUCAGGGAGAAAGGAAUAACACCGCUUAG